AUGAAUUAUUUCUCGGAGAUCAUCAGGGAGGAUAUCGGAAAUGGCGCCAUAGUGAGUCCACCAUCUCAGAAACCAGAUUGGGAUGGUUUAAUGGGGUUAAUUGGGAAUGGAGUAACUGAGACUGAAUGGCUGGAUGCAAAGGGAUCGGCAGCCAAUGCAGAUGAAUAUGGCAUAACACAUAUUUAUAAGGUUGAGGAAUUAGGAGAAGAUGAAGCUAUAGAACUCCUUAAAUCGAAAGCCUUCAAGAAACACCAACAAAUGGGAGGCUAUGGAAAACUUGUACGUUGUGCAGUAGAGUAUGCUAAAGGACUUCCUUUAGCUCUCAAAGUUUUGGGUUCAUUUCUUUGUGGUCGAAACAAAGAUGAAUGGGACAGUACAUUAAACAGACUGAAACAAAGCCCUCUAAAUGAAGUUCAACAAGCACUCAGAGUAAGUUACGAUGUAUUACAAUUGGUAGAGAAGGAAAUAUUCUUAGAUAUUGCACGUUUUUUCAAAGGGAAAGACAAAAAUGAAAUGACAAAAAUACUAGAAAGUUGUGACUUCCACCCAAUUAUUGGAAUAAAAGUUAUUGUUGAAAAGUCUCUUGUAUCUGUCUUAGACAAUAAGCUGAUGAUGCAUGAUUUGAUACAAGAACUAGGGUGGAAUAUUGUUCAUCAGGAAUCACCUAAAGAGCCUAGGCAGUGGAGUAGGUUGUGGCUUCAUGAAGAUUCAACACACUUGCUGAUGGAGAAUACAGGAACAAAAAAGGACUGCAAAAAUCACGUGAGUCUUCCAGGUGGCACUCAAUUGGAAUCUCUUGAAGUUCUUAAUGUCUUUGGGUGCUCAAAGCUUAAGAACAUUUCAGUCAACUUUGGAUGUAUGAAAUGUUUAUCAGAGCUUUAUUUUGAUGGGAUUGGUGUAAGUGAACUUCCACCUUCAAUUGGACAUCUUACCAAUCUUGUUUUGUUGAGUCUGAGCAAUUGUAAAAACUUGAGAAAUUGCACUGCAAUUAGACAACUCCUUCCCUCCAUUGGACUUAUGAAGAAAUUUGAAACAUUAUCCUUGGAAGGGUGUAAAGGAAUAGCAUCUUAUUCAUGGAGUUACUCUCUCUUGCCUUCAAUUUUACAAAGACAGAGAGAGAGUUACACAACUUUGGAACUACAAGCUUUGUUAGUGUUGGAGUCUUUGAAAAAACUAUAUCUCAAUGACUGUACUUUAAAAUCUAUCCCCACAACUAUUUGCCACAUCUACUCGUUGCAAGAGUUAGAUCUAAGUAGAAGCAAUAUUGAAAGUAUACCUGUAAGCAUGAAUAAACUUUCAAAUCGGUGGUCCUUGUGUUUGGUUGGUUGCAAGAGGCUUCAAAAAGUACCAGAGCUUUCAUUAGAUAUACGUGGUAUAGCAGCUAAUGAUUGCACAUCAUUACGAACAAUAUUGAGUUUGUCCAAACACAAUAAUGUUGAAGAGUUUUCCUUCACGAAUUGCUUCAAACUUGUUGAGAAUGAGCAAAACAACAUCCUGUUCUUGGGAAUUGUUGUCGCUGUUGUUGGAAUCAAGAAUAAAUGCAAGUGCAAGGAUUAUUGUAUUGAGGUUGGAUUUAAAUGCCUCGAUAUUCAAAUGAUCAUUGGACAAAGCCAUGAAAACGACCUAACAUAUUUUGAAUAUUCGAAUCAUCAAAACUUGGAAGUUAUAUAUGUCCCACGUAAUGACUUUCCAAGUUCAAUGUAUGAUGAUGAUAUGGAGCAAUUCAAUGAGGGUAGAAUUGAAUUUCAAGCUUGUUUAGUUCAUUACGGUCAUUACGUUGAUUGUUUAACUAAAGCAGAUGUGAUUAUACGAGAUGUAAAGUUGGGUGUCCGUUUAGUAUACGAGAAAGAAGAUGACGAAGAAGCAUGGAGUAUGGACAGCUGUGAUUCGGAAGAUAACAUGGGUGUGUUCCAUGGAGACUUGGAAAGAUCAGUAGAAGGAGCAGGAGUAGAAGUUGCUAGUCCUAGUACUACUUCAUCAAAGAGAAGACACGGUGACCUCAAUGACAACCAUGACUACGAUGCAGCAGUAGUAGCAGCAGGACCCAGUGGCGGAUUUGAUGAUCAGGACAAGAAAGAGGACCACCCCACAGCAAAAGGCUUAGACAGGCGAGACCAAGUGAAAGUGGUAGCUUUGACUAUGUACGUACCUUGA
Messenger RNA from Camellia sinensis, 2154 nucleotides. The record is from RefSeq and is a predicted model, not a curated record. Lineage: Eukaryota; Viridiplantae; Streptophyta; Magnoliopsida; Ericales; Theaceae.